AUGAAUUCAACAGAUACUGAGCCCAACCAUGGCCAACCCCCUCAAAACUGGCAGGCUAAUGGCUCGACAGUCCCGUGGGCAGAGAUCUUCUCCCGCCAUGAAGCUGUGCUCGUGUCGCAUCGCGAAAUGCUGGACUCGGUGAAAGGUCACAUCGCGCCGGAUGGUGAGGCUUUCCGAGCAGUGUCGGCAAUGCUAAACAAGACGGUUCAAGCGAUGAAUCAGACCAAUGUGAUGCGAAAACAUAUGCUGAACAAGAAAACAAACGAAUAUACGGCCUCGGAUGAAGCAUCGCCCAUACCAGAACCUCGGAAGAAAAAGAAGCGCUCGAGACUCGAAAAUGAGGAGGAGAAUGAUGUCCCCGUGAACCACAAUUUCGAAACAAGUGGUGAAAGCCCGGUCUCAAAACGAAAGUUGAACCCCACACCACCCCUACAUCUCCCUGACGAAUCUCAAAAUACCUCCUCCGCCUACGAGACCGAAGACAUAUCCGCAGAAGUACAGAGACGACUCCUCAUAAAGGAAGAAAGACGCCGGAAGAAAGAAAAUGCGCAACCUGAGAAGCGGAAGCGAGAAAGUCUGAUCUCAAACGAGAGCUUGUCUCCUGGUGGUGGUCAAAAACCUCAGAAGAAGCGAGUUCGAGUUGGAAGCGAAUUGAGAAGGGAUGGAGGUUUUGCGUCUGGAAGAGCUAAACGGCAAAAACAAUGA
Penicillium cosmopolitanum is the source of this 705-nucleotide messenger RNA. RefSeq lists its product as uncharacterized. The record is from RefSeq and is a predicted model, not a curated record. The coding region runs from base 1 to 705 and encodes 234 amino acids. The transcript has 4 exons. Lineage: Eukaryota; Fungi; Ascomycota; Eurotiomycetes; Eurotiales; Aspergillaceae.